Messenger RNA from Lytechinus pictus (painted urchin), 4749 nucleotides. RefSeq lists its product as uncharacterized. The coding region runs from base 296 to 2536 and encodes 746 amino acids. Lineage: Eukaryota; Metazoa; Echinodermata; Echinoidea; Temnopleuroida; Toxopneustidae. The transcript has 13 exons. The record is from RefSeq and is a predicted model, not a curated record.
ACGUAACAAGGUUUACAUUUACCUGUCUGAAAAGGUUUACUAAUACUCCUUAUUGUAUCGUACCAGGAAAUAAUUUCAGAAAGGCCAAAUCUUGGGGAACCGAAGACACAUCUGUAUGAUGUCGAUAUGUAUAUGUUAUUGUCACAUACACCUAUGAUUUUCAGGAUAUAGUUUUACGGAAUUUAAUCGGAGUGUCGAAGGAACGCCUUUAUUUGUAGAUUAUUGUAAGCUAUACCAGGCUUGAGUCUUUUAUAUUGGAAAAUUGAAGGAACAGAGAAGGACUCCUGACCAAGGGAUGCCAAAAGCUAAGAAGAAUGACUACAAGGAUUGGACCAUUCCAAAUAAAGGAGACGGACCCCCGGGCGGACCACCUGACCUCGGCCCUCGGAUGGUCCACGAGGACCCUUCAUUGACCAACCCCGAUGACGACCAGGGUCUGAAGCAAGGAGUGAGAUGCGUUCUCGACGAGGAGAUCGAAGUCGAUGUCAAGGGACUGGUGCGGAAGUACGAGGAGCAUGAUCUUGGAGGAGAGUCCGCGGAUGGGCCGGAAAGACGCUUGCCAGUGAUCAAACGUAACGUCAAUACAGAUCUUCCAGCAGACAAUCAAUAUACGGAAGAAGAGGGAGACUUGGGACCAUCAUUUCAACACGAAGAACAACAUGAAAAUCCAGAGUUCCAAACUGAAGAUGAUUUCCAACCAGAAGGUUAUCUUGAUGAUCCAGAGACAUUCUAUCACAACGAUCCGCCGCUUCACAACCGCGUUUCGUAUCACGCCAACCGCCAACAGUCUGACGCUCUCUCGACCAAACCGGUAAAGGAAUUCGACGCCGCGGCUGCUCGCGAGGCUUCGAAGCUCCAAUGGUCUUCCCAGCACUCAUCAAAUCCAUCGUGUCCGCCGCCAAAUCAAAGAAAACUGCUUGACGCCUUGCCAGCGGUUCCCGCCCAGGAAAUGACCAAUGCGCGCUACGACGAGAUGGAUGUGCACGCCCUCAAAGGCGGUAGCGAUUACCGCUCUCGGAAAGUUCCCGUUUAUGACGAAAGCGACGACAUCGCCGCGCAGAAGAAGAAAGCGGCGGCCCAAGCUGGCGACCGGAUGAGCUGGAAAUCGAGGGCGAGGUCGAGGGGAGAUGAGAUGCUGGAUUACGUGGUGUCGAAGGCGGGGUCGAAAGCGAAUCGGACGGUGGUGAUUCUUAUCUCGCUGGGUCUAUUCGCUGUUCUAAUCGCCAUCGUUUUCAUGAUCAUCUACUUCUCGACAGGACAAAAGUCAUUACCUACAGUAACAAUGCAACCAACUGAUGCUGGCCCGACAGACACAGGAGGAUCAAUAGUCAUUGUUGGGGUUAAUCUGGAUGCAACGGUUAGGCUGUCCAAUCGUGCUUUCAUCCCUCAGUACAACAACGACCUAUCGCCUCAAUAUCGCUCGCUGGCAGACAAUUUUACCAACACGAUGGACGAUGUUUUCUAUGGAAGCGAUCUCGGUGACGUCUACAAUGGGACGCAAGUCAAUGGAUUUAGCCCUGGCAGCAUCAUCGUUGACUUCGUAAUCAUGCUUCUCUCUCCGCCAAUGACAGCCCCGGGGGAGACGACCACGCCUGCAGGCUCAAUCGAUGACCGACUUAAGAAGAUUGAGGAGGACGUUCAAGCCGCAGUCCAGGAGGUCAUCGAGGAGGCUGCUGAUGAAGGAAAUCUGGACGAACUCGGUGUCGAUUCGACAUCGUUUGUUGUCAACGAUGUUGGCGUGGAUGUCCGUGUCGUUACAGAGGCACCGACAACAGCAUCGUCCGCCGGUACAACAUUGACGCAGACAACACCAACGACAACAUCAGCACAAACGACAACACCUGCAACAACACCAAUUCCAGUAACAACACAAAUACCACAGACAACACAAACACCAGACACAACACCACCUACCAUUGUAUGCCCAGAAGACAAAGUCGUGUACCUAGAGACGGGCGAGUUUUCUGCGAAUGUAUCAUGGCCUCCCAUCGAAGUCGAUGACGAUUCUGGUCACGUGACUGUUACGACCGAUAUGACCGAAGGAUCGUGGGAUGCCGGGGAAUAUACUGUAGUUGCCACGGCAAUGGAUCCCUCAGGAAACUCAGACCAAUGUUCGUUCAAUGUUACCGUUAAAGAUCGGACGUGUCCGGCUGGGUGGUUGCGGAGAACAGACGGAUGCUAUCGCCUCGCCUGGGCGGACCCGGUCACUUACGAGCAGGCCGUGCAACUAUGCUCCGAACUCGAUUCUAUUCCCUUCGUACCGAACUCGAGGUCCGAAAUGGAUUUCGUCCUCGAGUUCCUGGGCGAUGUCGGUAUCGGGUUUGUCUGGGUUGGAUGUGACGACAACGAUACACAAAGACGUUUUGAUUGCCUGGAUGGGAGUCAAAUUGGAUCGCAGAGCAAUCUAUGGCACCCAGGUCAACCAAACUCUUACAAUUCGGAGAAUUGUGUAGUAUUAUUGUUUGGUCAAAGACUGCAUGAUUGGUCUUGUACGUGGAUUCGGCCCAGGACUCUCUGCGAAAGAGUUGCGGAUUGACAGAGACGUGCACCAUGCUCAUACAUGUAUCUAUCAUGAAGACCUUAUCAAGUAUAAACAUUGUCAGAGGAUCUCCUGACAUAUUGCUGCGAGCACAGAAUUCAUCAGGAGAAGAGAAAUGGGCUGGAUAUAUUUAUUCCAAAAACAGUGCACACAUUAAAAAAAAAAUAGCACGUUGAUUAUGCAUGUCACUCUGACAACAAUUUGUUUAAAAGUUGUAAUUGUUUAAACUUUUUAAACAACUUGUUAAAAAGUUUAAACAGUUGUUUUUUUUUUUAAAACAAUUGUUGUUAGACUUACGGGCUUAAACAACGUGCUUAAAAUUUUAAGCAGCGUUUUUACAGUGAGAAAUGGACAGGAUAAUGUUUCAGAGGGGGGGGGGGGGGGGGGGACAGGCCAAUACGACUGAAUUGUGACGUCAUCUAUUGUAUCAAUUAGAUAACGGAGUAGAGACCUAUUUUAUUUACACCCUUAUUUACUCUUUCUUGGUUUCCCUUUUACUCCUCAUAUCCGUUGUUCCUUUUACCCCUAUCUCUUUUUUAUCUUCCAUUUCAUUCUCAUAUUUGUUUUCUUGCUUUCCGUUAGAACUGGAGGAGUGCUGUCUCGAUACAUACCCCAUUCCAACAUGUUUUAUUUCAAAUGAGCAUGCACCAAAUAUUAUUUUCAGAUAAUAGGAAUGAUAAUUUAUAAAUUCUAUCAAGUUUAUCGUCCUUUCUAAUUAUACAAAUUAUAUUUGUGAAUAUACAUGCACUUCUCUUUUUUUGUAACUGAAUCUUGAAAUAACUAUAUAAUCGAAUAUUAACAAUAUACAGUUUUGUUAUCAAUAACAGAAUAAUAAGAUGACAAACUUGUAUAUGUUGUAGGUUUAAUCUCACCUCCUUUAAUGAACAUAGAAAAUAUAUUCUUGAAUGUAAUAGGCUUUGUCAUUUCAUUGCAUUGUAUGUAUUCGAGGGGAUUUCGAGCUUGCGAAAUCGCAAAAUGUAUCUCAUGUUAUUAAUUGCCGAAUCGCAUUUUUAUCCAACAUAUUUUGGAAUGCAAUAUAGGCCUGCACGUAGCACGGUCAUUUAAUAUUCAAUGGAUGAAAUCUUCCAUAGGCACAUAUAUUUAUAUUUUAUGAAAUUGUAUUAUUGUAUGAUUGUAUUCAUUGUCUUUUACUGCGAAUAUGCACAUGAGUAGAAAAACAUAUUAUAGAAAUAAAAACUUUAAUGUAUAAUAUAAGAUAAAUGAAAUUCUAACUUAAAGUUUCGAUAGAUUCAUAUGAAAUCGAAGUUUAAAUCAUUCCUACUUCCAAUCUACUAUAGACACUGUGUGAAAUCGUUCUCCUUUAAAUAAAAAAAAUGAUAUGAAUCCGGGUGGGUGUUUCAUAAAGCUGUUCGUAAGUGAAGAGCGACUUUAAGAACGACUGGUGAUCCUUUCUUAUGGCAAAUGGUAUAUUCAUUAGCGAUGGUUUUGCGCGUAAGAAAGCAUCACCAGUCGUUUUUAAAGUCGCUCUGAACUUAACAGCUUUAUGAAACGAACACCAGCUAUGUAAGUCCCAUGUUUUGUUUUCAUAUAACAUGUUUAUGAAAACUAAUGUCCCUUAUUGAUUGAUGUGGGCAGUAGGCCAGCAAUCGUGAUACAAUAAUCAGGUACUAAAUGUAUUCGUGCAAUAGCGAGUUUUUGCCACCGCAUCGCAGAACGAAUCCAAGAACAAAAUCAUUUUACUAAAAAUGCAAAUCAAAUCAAAAUAAACAGCCGGAGGGGGGGGGGGGGUGUCGAAAAUUGGUGAACCGGAACAGCAGUUUCGGAGCUGACGAAAAUUGCAUAUAUGUCUUUUGUCUAGAGUCCAGGUGGGUGUUUCAUAAAGCUGUUCGUAAGUUUAGAGCGACUUUAAGAACGACUGGUGAUCCUUUCUUGUGGUAAGUGGGAUACACCAAAACGUUCAUUGGCGAUGGUUUAGCGCGUAAGAAAGGUUCACCGGUCGUUCUUAAAGUCGCUCUUAACUUACGAACAGCUUUAUGAAACACACCACUGGAAGAAACUGCUGUCUUGAUUCACUAAUUCUUUUUGGUUGCUCUUUGUCAUGAGGCAAAUUGACAAUAGAUUUUCUAUGCACCUGUAAGCGUUCUGCGUCGCAGUGCAAGAACUCCCUACUAACGGAUGCCUGCAUUUUAUUGGUUAGUGGAUGUUGUACAAUCAUUGCGGACCAUUAAAUAUAUAUCUUUUAUAUAUUA